Glossina fuscipes is the source of this 3360-nucleotide messenger RNA. Its product is annotated as protein argonaute-2-like. NCBI's taxonomy places the organism in Eukaryota, Metazoa, Arthropoda, Insecta, Diptera, Glossinidae. The transcript has 12 exons. Gene Ontology annotation, molecular function: protein binding; RNA binding. The record is from RefSeq and is a predicted model, not a curated record. The coding region runs from base 1 to 3360 and encodes 1119 amino acids.
AUGGGAAAAAAGAAUAAAUAUAAACUAAAUGAGAAUCCUGAUAAUAAUCAGAACAUACCGCCGGAGAAUCCACGUCAGUCAGAUCCUGUAGAAAAGAGACAAAAGGAACAUAUAGGCAAUGUUAGUCAAGGCGAACAGCGGGGAGGAAGAAGCGAUCAAGGAAAACAGCAACUGCUUGACGAUGGGCAGCAAAGAACACGGGCAGCGCAAUUCCAACAUAGCGGAGGCGACACUCGUGGUAGAAAUGACGGCCGGAUUGGGGAACCAUUACAGGAAAGGCAACAAUUUCGCUCUGAACAACAACAAGAUGCUAAUUGGAAUAGGCAUGAACAGCAGCCUAGGCAGGAAGGGGGGUGGGGAUGGCCACCGAAACGACAGCAAUUGCUUGUGGGGCAACAAGAUGGACAACAAACACAACAAGGUUUGUCUAGGAAUGGCCAACAACAAGGCGGAGCCGUUGGAGUAGGGCAACCGCCGCAGCAGCUGCAGUUUGACAGACGGCAGCAAGGGGCAUGGGGCGGCCAAAAAAGGCAAGCUUAUGAAGGCCAGCAACGAAUGCAACCACAACAAGAAGGAGGGUGGGGAUACAAGAAAGAAGCUGGCAGUGGACAAAGACAUCAGACCGCUGGAGGCGGAAAUCGAGAUAGGUUUGGCACCCAGCAACAGCCGUAUAGGCACGAGGGAACCCGAAGUUAUCAAGCGGGACAGCAACACAGUCUACCCCAACAACAACAACAACAACAGCACCAAGGGACAGGAUUCCCCGCCGAAUCUGCACAGCAGCCAUAUAGGCAAGACGAAGCCCGAAGAUGUCAAUCGGGGCAGCAGAAAAGUCCACCUCAACAACAACAGAAACAGCAUCAAGGAUUAGGAUUCGUCGCCGGCGAAGAAGAAUCUGCACCGGCGUAUAAUGUCGUAUCUUGUGCUGGAGUUCAACGUGGAACGCUGGGUAGACAAGGAAUAUGUGAAGUCAACUAUUUGAGGAUGAAUAUUGAUAAAAUGGCCGACAUUGCUUAUCAUUAUGACGUGACCAUUACACCAGAUCGUCCUAAAAAGUUUCUUCGUCCAGCUUUCGAUCAAUGUCAAAGACAGUAUUUCAGUCAAUACGUAAUGGCUUUUGACGGCUCCAAGAGUUGCUAUUCUGUAAUGCGUCUUCCGGAAAAAUCCUACGAGUAUGAAAUUGAGGUGAUGGAUAGUGGAGAUCGACAAAAAUCAUUUAAACUCCAAAUAAAGGAAACUGAUAUACCUGAAGUCGAAUUGGCAUCUCUACGAUCUUAUCAUAACGAUCGUGUGUUCGAUAAGCCCAUGCGGGCAUUACAGGCUUUAGAGGUGAUUUUAGCAUCCAAUAAUCAUAAGCUUGGAAUUCGUGUCGGACGAUCAUUUUAUCGAAAGCCUACAGAAUUUUACGAUUUAGGAGAUGGUUAUGAAAUGUAUACGGGAAUCUAUCAGGCCGCUAUUCUAGGCGAGGUACCCUUACUCAAUGUCGAUAUUUCCCACAAAUCAUUUCCGAAAACUCAGUCCAUCAUUCAAUAUAUGAGAGAAUGCGGCGUAGAUCUCAAUCGCUCGAUUGAAGAUAGCCGUGUAAAGAGAACUAUUAUUCUAUUUUUAAAAGGUAUAGAUAUUAUAUACACUCCGCCGGCCAAGUUUGGAGCUCUGCCUAAGAAAUACAAAGUAUUCGACAUUGGAGAUGCGCCUGGAAAAACAACGUUUACGUUGAACGACGGCAAAAAGACAACUGUAAAAGAUUACUUUGCAUCGAAGGGGUGCAUCUUGCAAUAUCCUUAUUUGAAUUGCAUCACAGCAGGUUCGACAAUACACAAAAUAUCCCUACCAAUGGAAUUCUGUUCGAUUGCUGGAGAUCAAGUUUUAAACCGCAAGGAUGGGAAUAUGCAAGUUGCCAAAAUGAUUAAAUAUUCCGCCACAUCUACGAAUGAGCGAAAAAGUAAAAUUAUGAAUUUAUUGGCUCAUUUUCGCCACAACGAAAACUUGACUAUACGAUCGUUCGGCGUACAAUUCGGUAGUAAUUUUAUAAAAGUUCAUUUUCGCUUAUUGCCACCGCCAGAAUUGGAGUAUUUUGGUGGUAAAACUGCACGCCCACGCGACGGUGCCUGGCAAUUGACUGACGUCAAAUUUUUAGAGACUUCCAAAGUCAAUCCCGGACACAAAUGGGCAAUCAUUUACGAAAAUAAAGGUCGUCCGAUUAACGCGCAUUCAUUACAAGAUUUUAAAAAGGCCGUGCAAAAGACGGCUCAACUACUUGAUGUAAAGUUGGCGCAGGAAGGAGAAAUAAGAGGUUUUCAAAAUAUCGAUUGGGUUUUACAAGAUCUUGCGAAGGAAAGUUUCGCUCUGGUAAUUGUUGUAUUGCCGAAUUAUGGUACAUCGUAUGCUUCGGUAAAACAAAAUGCCGAACUUAAAGUGGGAAUUUUGACUCAAUGUAUUAAAGAGAAAACUGUAUUACGUGCUCCCAAAGACGCAUCGGUGAUGCACAAUUUAAUGCUGAAAGUCAAUGCGAAAUUGAACGGUACCAAUCACAAGGUAUCGGAAGAAAAGGAGGCCGGAUUAAAAAAGCUUCUCCAACCUAUUCGUAAUGUGAUGUUUAUGGGCGCGGAUGUAACUCAUCCCUCGCCUGAUCAGCGUCAUAUACCAAGUGUUGUAGGUGUGGCAGCAUCUCAUGACGCUUACGGCGCAUGUUACAACAUGCAGUAUCGUUUGCAAAAAUCAACACUCGAGGAAAUCGAAGACAUGAAAUCCAUCACUGAAUAUCAUUUGAGCAUUUACAAAAGUUAUCAAAAUCGCUAUCCGGAAUAUAUAAUUUACUAUCGAGAUGGAGUUUCGGAUGGUCAAUUUCCCAAAAUAAGGAAAGAUGAGCUGGGCGGCAUACGUCGAGCUUGCGCCCAAAUGGGCUGUAAUCCAAAGAUCACUUGUCUUGUCGUAAUUAAGCGCCAUCAUACACGUUUCUUUCCACUUCGACAAAGUCAAGGUUUUCGAGAUUUUAACAACGUCGAGCCGGGUACGGUCGUCGAUCAGUAUAUUGUCCAUCCGAAUGAAAAACAAUUUUUUUUGGUUAGCCAUAAAGCUAUACAAGGCACAGCUAAACCGACGCGUUAUAAUGUUAUCGAGGACGAUUCCAAUUUCGAUAUUGAUCUGUUGCAAAAGCUAAGCUAUAAUUUGUGUCACAUGUUUCCACGCUGCAACCGGGCCGUUUCAUAUCCGGCACCUGCUUAUUUAGCCCAUCUUGUUGCCUUUAGGGGACGUGUGUAUUUGGAGGGUGCAUUUCGUUUUGGCAACCUGAAGGACGAAUAUAAAAAACGCUCUAUUCAAUCUGGCCUAAUGAAACGAAAUCCAAUGUAUUUCAUAUAA